AAAAAGAAAGAAGGAAAAGAACCACCAUCAAACUUUUCUUUCCACUUGCAGGUUCAAACGACUUUUCUUUUCUUUAGUCCAUCGCACUCAUGCACACUAGAUUCUUGCUUAAAUGGCUAUACGUUUUCCCAGUUGGCUACUACCUUAACAACGACGCCAUCUCCUUGUCACUUUUCAGACGAAAGAAACUUGUCCAGGUUGUUAUCAUGGCUCCAAUUAGGAAGUAUCCUUCUGGGGCAUUAGUCCAGCUUCGAGCUGGGUCUCUACUCUUCUUGUUCGGCCUCUGCUACCUGGGUUACUCUUGGUUUAAAGUUUCCACGGCUAAAAAUGCUACUACUGACCCAUCUGAAGUUCGAGCGUUGAACUCAAUAUUCUCACAAUGGGAUACUCAAGCGGUGGCGCUGUGGAAUAUCAGUGGGGAGCCAUGCAGUGGAUCAGCCAUCAAUGGAACUGAAUUUGAGAGCCCUCCUAAUAACCCAGCCAUCAUUUGCGACUGUACUUAUGACAGUGGCACCACCUGCCAUAUUACCCAACUGAGAGUCUAUGCUCUAAACAAACGAGGAGUGUUUGCAAAGGAACUUUUGGCUUUGAGAUACCUGACCUUCUUGAAAAUCGAUCAGAAUUAUUUCACAGGUCCUCUACCAGCAUGGAUCGGCAAUAUGACUGCAUUGACAUUAUUGUCAAUUGCUCACAAUGCAUUCUCUGGGCCCAUCCCCAAGGAGCUUGGAAACCUCAAGGACUUAAAUAUGCUGUCCUUUGGAAUAAAUAACUUCUCCGGAACACUCCCUCCUGAACUUGGUAAUUUGGUCAAGCUUCAACAACUUUACAUAAACAGCUGCGGACUCGGUGGUGAAAUUCCUUCAACAUUUGCUAACCUCCGCAAUAUGCAAGUCCUAUGGGCAUCAGACAGUCCCUUUUCAGGAAGGAUACCUGAUUUCAUUGGGAAUUGGACAAAGAUAAACUCUCUGCGAUUUCAAGGGAACUCUUUUAGAGGUCCAAUACCGGCCAGUUUUUCUCAACUAACUGCCUUGAAUUCUCUGCGAAUCAGUGAUAUCUACAAUGUAAGCUCCUCUCUUGAUUUCAUAAAGAAUUUGAAGAACUUAACUGAUUUCACUUUUUGUUUUGUUUUCUAUAUCUUGUGGUCUAACAGAGCUCUACGAAAUGCAUUAAUUACUGGUAGCAUCCCUUCUGAUAUUGGAGAAUACCAAAGUUUACAGAUACUGGAUUUGAGUUUCAACAAUUUAACAGGUCAACUUCCAGGUGGCUUGUUCAACAUGAGUUCUCUAACAUACUUAUUUCUUGGAAACAAUAGCUUGCAGGGAGCUCUUCCUAGCCAAAAGAGUGAUAUUCUUCACACUAUAGAUUUGUCUUACAACUAUUUAUCAGGAAGUCUUCCCCCAUGGGUAACCUCAAUGUCACAGCUGAACUUAGUGGUAAACAACUUCACAUUCGACAGUUCAAACAUAAAUCUUCCUGGAUUAAAUUGCCUUCAAAGAAAUUUUCCAUGCAAUAGAAAUACCCCAAAAUAUGCAAAAUUCUCAAUCAACUGUGGUGGACUAGAACUGAGAGGGAGUGAUGACAUAUUGUAUGAGACUGAAGACUCAGCUCUUGGCCCAGCAACGUUUAAUGUAAGAGGUUCAGAGAAAUGGGCUGUUAGCAAUGUGGGUUUGUUUGCUGACAGAAAGAAUCCGAGCUUUGUGGUAAAUACCCUGGCACAAGUCAAUGGGACAGAUGUGACCCCAGAGCUUUUCCAGACCUCAAGGUUGUCUCCAGGAUCACUGAGAUACUAUGGCCUGGGUCUUGAGAAUGGGCCUUAUACUGUAAAAUUGCAAUUUGCAGAAACAGUUUUCGAUGAUCGUGCCUUGCAAACUUGGCAAAGUCUAGGACGGCGUAUGUUUGAUAUCUAUAUUCAGGGGAACCUUGUAUUGAAGGAUUUUGACAUAUCAAAGGAGGCAGGAGGGGUUUUAAGAGCUGUUGUGAAAACCUUCAGUGUUAAUGUUUCAGAGAAUUAUCUUGAAAUUCAUUUAUUCUGGGCUGGUAAGGGGACCUGCUGCACACCUGAUCAAGGUCAUUACGGCCCACUAAUAGCUGCUGUGCAUGCUGCUUCAGAUUUUACACCAACUGUUUCUGGUUCUCCACCAACUACUCUAGGAAUGAAGAGCAGGACAGGGCUGAUGGGUAUUCUGGUUCCUUUUGGAGUUUUGGUGUUGCUAGUUAUAAUUUGAUGUAGAACAUGUGGCUGGAUUGUUUAUGGUUAAUGGAACCGCCAGAAUUCGAUUCAGAAAUGAUCCAUCAUCAUUGUAUAAUGAAGAUUCAUUAUGCAUUACUUCAUUUUUGAUGAAGAAAGUGUAUUAAUCGUUUAAGAUAUUGGUUACAUUUAGAUUAAGGGGAUGAACCUAAAGUUUAAUUCCUAAAAUAAGUCUACGUACUGAUCAGUUCUAGUUUUGCCCUGA
Messenger RNA from Rosa rugosa (rugosa rose), 2453 nucleotides. RefSeq names its product probable LRR receptor-like serine/threonine-protein kinase At1g56130. Bases 90 to 2225 code for a protein of 711 amino acids. Gene Ontology annotation, molecular function: protein binding. Lineage: Eukaryota; Viridiplantae; Streptophyta; Magnoliopsida; Rosales; Rosaceae. The transcript has 21 exons. The record is from RefSeq and is a predicted model, not a curated record.